Messenger RNA from Ustilaginoidea virens, 819 nucleotides. RefSeq lists its product as uncharacterized. The record is from RefSeq and is a predicted model, not a curated record. Gene Ontology annotation, biological process: peptidyl-proline hydroxylation to 4-hydroxy-L-proline. Lineage: Eukaryota; Fungi; Ascomycota; Sordariomycetes; Hypocreales; Clavicipitaceae. The transcript has 2 exons. The coding region runs from base 1 to 819 and encodes 272 amino acids. Gene Ontology annotation, cellular component: endoplasmic reticulum. Gene Ontology annotation, molecular function: procollagen-proline 4-dioxygenase activity; L-ascorbic acid binding; iron ion binding.
AUGCCAGCAGCACCCCAACGCACGAGCUACGCAUCACACCCAGUCUCCAUCCCGGCCGGCUUCCUCGAGGACGCGCCCGCCAAGCCCGUCACCGUAACGCCCAUACGAUGGAGUCCUGCCCUGCCAGAGUACGAGGGCGCCGUCGCAGCCGUGCUGGACAAUGUCCUGUCCCCCGAGGAAUGCGCCCAGCUCCUCUGCCUGGCCGAAUCGAGCGUUGUGCUCGAGAAGGGGGCCGCUUCUCCCUGGAGGCCCGCGCUCGUGAGCGCCGGCGCGGGGUGGGAAGUUCCCAUCUUUGAUUACAGAAACAGCGACAGGAUCGUCUGGGACCAGCAGACCAUCGUCAACAGGUUGUGGGAUCGAUGUAGACAGGGUCGUGGCGUGGAGGCCCUGUUCGGCAGGACGCCUGCGGACAGAGAGAGGGGCCAUCUUUCCGGGAGGUGGGUGUUUGAGCGCGUGAAUGAGAGGAUGAGGUUCCUCAAGUACUCGCCGGGUCAGUUCUUUAGACCGCAUUGCGACGGACCGUAUUACCAUAGGGAUGAAAGUGGCAGCGAGAUGCGAACCCACUACACGGUGCAUCUGUAUCUGAAUGACUCGGCCCAAGCGUCCGCCGCUGGAACGGGUCAUGUUGGAGGCGCGACGUCGUUUCUUUCCCGGGAUGAGAGCAGGCGUCUCGAUGUCCAUCCCAAGGCGGGGAGUGUCUUGAUCUUCCAACACGGGAAGCUGUACCACGAGGGUGCAGAGGUCACAAGUGGUGUCAAGUAUACCAUGAGGACAGAUAUCCUGUAUCGCUGGGUGGACAGGGAGGGGGGGGACAAGUAG